ACACACACACACACACACACACACACACACACACAUGGGCUCUGAACAACCCACUGCCCAGCGCUGGGCCGCCCUCGCCCGCGACACCAACGAGACCAAGAUCCAGCUCGCCCUCAACCUCGACGGCGGCGCCUUCCCGCCCGACACGGACUCGCGGCUGCUCUCGAGCGCCGACGACAGCCACGCCAGCCAGGCCAGCAAGUCGCAGACCAUCAGCGUCAACACCGGCAUCGGCUUCCUCGACCACAUGCUCCACGCCCUCGCCAAGCACGCCGGCUGGAGUCUGGCCAUUGCCUGCAAGGGCGACCUGCACAUCGACGACCACCACACCGCCGAAGACGUCUGCAUCGCCCUCGGCUACGCCUUUGCCACCGCGCUCGGCAGCGCCACGGGCCUCGCCCGCUUCGGCCACGCCUACUGCCCGCUCGACGAGGCCCUCUCCCGCGCCGUCGUCGACCUCUCCAACCGCCCCUACAGCGUCAUCGACCUGGGCCUCCGCCGCGAAAAGAUUGGCGACCUCAGCUGCGAGAUGAUCCCCCACUGCCUGCAGAGCUUCGCCCAGGCCGGCCGCAUCACCCUCCACGUCGACUGCCUCCGGGGCGACAACGACCACCACCGCGCCGAGAGCGCGUUCAAGGCCCUCGCCGUCGCCGUGCGGCAUGCCACCACCCGGGUAAAGGGCAGGGAGGGCGAAGUGCCUAGUACCAAGGGGACUUUGAGCGUUUGAUUUUUCUCUGUUUGUACUUGAACCCUGUGGCCUGAAUGUGUGCGCGUGUAGGUUGUGCAUGAAAAAAAAAACCGACGAAAGAGGCUUGUACAAAAUAAGACAGGGAAGGACAAAAAAAUACACAACAAAUCACAACAAGUAAAGAGUUUGAACGUCAAGAGAUUCUCAUCCGCGUGCUCCAUAUGCU
Molecule: messenger RNA, 914 nt
Organism: Microdochium trichocladiopsis
Lineage: Eukaryota; Fungi; Ascomycota; Sordariomycetes; Xylariales; Microdochiaceae
Product: Imidazoleglycerol-phosphate dehydratase-domain-containing protein
Exons: 2
Coding region: 35-727 (230 amino acids)
Biological process (GO): L-histidine biosynthetic process
Molecular function (GO): imidazoleglycerol-phosphate dehydratase activity
Source: RefSeq, a predicted model, not a curated record